AAGAAGACCAUCACCAACACAUCAUCAUCUUCCCACAAUAUCAUCUCCUCUUUUCCUCAACUUUUGUCCCUCUCCAUCCAUCCCUACCCCAAGCUCCUCCAUGGAAGAACCCUCCUCAUCACCACCUCAAAAUCUCAAAACCUAUCAAAUAACAGCUUCUUCGAUUUCAUAUACCAAAUCCAUCUCCACCACCAUUUCAUCGACAUUCCUCUUCAAACCCUGCACAACACCACCCAUCUACAUCCUCCGCGACGUCUCACUAAUCGCCAAUCCGUCUCAAAUCUUGGCCAUUGUUGGCCCUAGUGGUGCCGGAAAAUCCACAUUACUUGACAUUUUAGCAGCUAGAACUUCACCUACAAAUGGCACUCUUCUUCUCAAUUCUUCUCCCCUCAUCCCUUCCUUAUUCCGUAAGUUCUCAGCUUAUGUCCCUCAACAUGAUGCAUGCCUUCCACUUCUCACUGUCUCCGAAACCUUCGCUUUCGCUGCUUGCCUCUUAAACCCUAAAACCCCUGAUGUUUCCUCCAUUGUAGCAUCUCUUCUCUCUGAGCUAAGAUUAACCCACUUGGCACACACUAGGCUCGGUCAUGGCCUCUCAGGGGGUGAGCGUCGACGCAUUUCAAUAGGUCUAAGCCUCUUGAAUGACCCUGCUGUGUUACUUCUUGACGAGCCCACUUCAGGCCUUGACAGUUCUUCAGCCUUCAAUGUAAUGCAGACCCUCCGAUCAACGGCUGAAUCGCAUCAUCGCACAGUGGUUCUGUCUAUACACCAGCCUAGCUUCAAGAUCCUCUCCACCAUUGACAGAAUUCUCUUGCUGUCAAAAGGAACUGUUGUGCAUCACGGUACACUUUCUUCACUUGAAGCUUUUUUACUGUCCAAGGGCUUCACAGUCCCUUCACAGCUUAAUGCUUUGGAAUAUACCAUGGAAAUACUAAACCAGCUCAGUAAGAGUAAACCCAUUGGACCACAAUCACUUCCUUCACUACCCAACGAUUCUACAACUUCUCUUGCUGAUAGUGACAAAAGACAGAUCAAAUAUAAGAGCUCAAGGGUUCAUGAAAUUGUCACUCUGUACAACAGGUUUUGGAAGAUCAUCUACAGAACAAAACAGCUGCUACUGACAAACACAUUGCAAGCUCUUGGGGUGGGUCUGGUUUUAGGAACUAUAUACAUCAAUAUCGGUUUCGACAAGAAAGGGAUUGAGAAGAGACUAGGCCUCUUUGCCUUUACUCUCACCUUCCUUCUCUCCUCCACAACUGAAACUCUGCCCAUUUUCAUCAGUGAAAGGCCAGUUCUACUGAGAGAAACCUCAAGUGGGGUUUAUAGGAUAUCAUCAUAUCUUAUUGCCAACACACUUGUUUUCAUGCCAUACUUGCUGGCAAUUGCUGUUGUGUACUCAGUUUCGGUCUAUUUCUUGGUGGGUCUUUGUUGUACAUGGCAAGCUUUUGCAUACUUUGUUAUGGUUAUAUGGGUCAUAGUCUUAAUGGCCAAUUCAUUUGUUCUGUUCUUGAGCUCUCUGGCUCCAAAUUUCAUCGCUGGAACUUCACUGCUGACAAUCCUUCUCGGCUGCUUCUUUCUAUUCUCCGGCUACUUCAUAUCAACAGAUAGUUUGCCUAAGUACUGGUUGUUCAUGCACUACAUGUCUAUGUAUAAGUAUGCCCUCGAUGCCCUUCUCAUCAAUGAGUACUCUUGCCUUGUAUCGAAGUGUUUGAUAUGGUACGAAGAGAACAAGACAUGCAUGGUCACUGGAAGUGAUGUGUUGCAAAGGAGAGGGCUCAAUGAAAGGCAGAGGUGGACCAACUUCUAUAUCAUGAUUGGAUUCUUUGUGUUCUAUCGUGUGCUUUGGUUAAUGGUUUUGAUCAGAAGGGUUUCAAGGUCCAAGAAGUGAACCCAUUCUCAUAAUCAUCAAUUCGCACAUAUUGUAAGUUUGUAGCAAGGAAAUAUUUCACAAAUCCAGUAUGUGAUGGGUCACAGGUACUUCUGGUUUGGUCCAAAGUGAGUGAAUAAUCCGAAUAGAGCUCUUCUUGUUGUCGUUUUUACUGAAAAACUCCAAAACAAAAUAUGCUGAGAUUUGUUUGGUUUCGCUUUUGCUUUUUUAUUUGUUUAUUUAUUUUUUAUCGUUUGCUAUCUGAAUCAGUACUUUUUAUCUUCUUCA
Messenger RNA from Camellia sinensis, 2152 nucleotides. Its product is annotated as ABC transporter G family member 8. Gene Ontology annotation, biological process: transmembrane transport. Gene Ontology annotation, molecular function: ATP binding; ABC-type transporter activity; ATP hydrolysis activity. The record is from RefSeq and is a predicted model, not a curated record. NCBI's taxonomy places the organism in Eukaryota, Viridiplantae, Streptophyta, Magnoliopsida, Ericales, Theaceae. Gene Ontology annotation, cellular component: membrane.